AUUUAAGUUCAAUUUGGAGAUUCAUAAUGGCAUCUUAAUUCAAGAAAUUGGCACCUCUCCUCAACAGAGUCUUAAUCUAAAAGUAUGAACCUGUCACAAAGACAGCUUCAGGAAUCCUCUUAUAAACCUCAGAAGAAAAAUAAGCCGUAGGAAAAGUUGUCGAAACUGGUCCAGGAUAAACAGAUUCAAAAGGAAAUGUUAUACCAACUUUAGUCAAACCUGGAGAUGUUGUCUUACUUCCAGAUUAUGGAGGAUAGAAAAUCAAGUUGGCAGAUUAAGAGUAUUUCCUUUUCAGAGAUUCAGACAUUAUUGGAAUUUUACAUCAAUGAUUUCUAUUAUAAUGUAUAAUAAGACAUAUUCAUUAACAUUUCACUUAAA
Molecule: messenger RNA, 378 nt
Organism: Paramecium tetraurelia
Lineage: Eukaryota; Ciliophora; Oligohymenophorea; Peniculida; Parameciidae
Exons: 2
Cellular component (GO): mitochondrial matrix
Molecular function (GO): protein folding chaperone; ATP binding; metal ion binding
Source: RefSeq, a predicted model, not a curated record